This is a messenger RNA of Soboliphyme baturini, 1086 nucleotides long. Lineage: Eukaryota; Metazoa; Nematoda; Enoplea; Dioctophymatida; Soboliphymatidae. The record is from the annotation of a GenBank genome assembly.
AUGUAUGAAUAUGUGUGCAUGAACUUACGACGCGCCGAGUACCUCAAAGCAAACGCCGUCAACCGAAGGAACGCAGACCGCGACGAACGAAGCACGUUAAAGAGUAUCUGGGUAAAAACGAACGACGACUUACAGAAGAGUAUUCACAUGAUGGGUCCCCUGAAACAAAAAAUUCGAUUGAAGGCGAUGAACCGGACGGCCAGCCAACAGCUAUCGUUUCAAACCGACCGACAAGCCGAAGGAAACGUGAGACGAAGUCCGAUCGUUUGUUCGGCUGGUCACACCAACGAGCAAUUAUACAAGUCGGCUGUGGUAAUCGCCGUUGCUGCAUAUGAUCAUAUAAUGAAUGAUGAACCGCGACACCCAAGGGACGCAGCGACACAAGGGUUGGUCACAAGCAAUCAGGUGACAAGGCACCAACGGUCGAUAAACGGUCACGACCCGAUACCACAGACAGAGGCGGAUGGACAAGGCGAAGUACUACGAAGCAUGAACGACGUCGAUGACCGAAGCCCAACGGACCGAUGGCUAUCGGUCAGCCGAGCCGAGGUCUCGUCGUCGUCGUGGAUCGAUCACCAGCACAGGCGACACAGCGACGCGACAACGACUACAAGUGGCAGUGGCGGUGGCUAUGGUGGCACAGUGACAACCAAGACGGCAAUUCUUUUCGCACCUCAGUCAGUCGCGCACCGAGGAACGCGGAAGUCGUCGAGCAUGAUCGUCGUCUGCGGAGGCAGCGUCUGUCGAGGAACGGGUUCGCAGCCGCCAAAGCGGGGCAGGGAGGGGGGGGGCAGGAAAGGAGCGGAGGACACUGUUCACCGUGUGUCGGGCGACAACCGGAAGGACCGAAAAGACUGCUUGCCCGCGGGCCACGGUGACGGGACGGACGGACGCACAGCCGUAGCUCGCACCGAGGGCUUCGCCUCGAUUGGACGGACGGAAGGGAAGGCAAACAGACGACACAAUGAGCGCAUGGCACCAGCAAGCAUCGUCAACGAACAAAAGCAGGCGGUGCACAACGCGUGUACCGCCACAGUGCCUGGCAAACAAGUAGUGCUGGCCAACGAGCACACUCGGUUUUCUUGA